Molecule: messenger RNA, 1119 nt
Organism: Zalophus californianus (California sea lion)
Lineage: Eukaryota; Metazoa; Chordata; Mammalia; Carnivora; Otariidae
Gene: C10H16orf89
Product: chromosome 10 C16orf89 homolog
Exons: 8
Cellular component (GO): membrane; cytosol
Source: RefSeq, a predicted model, not a curated record
AUGUCCAGCCCAGGGCUCACGCUCCUGCUCUUGCUGAUGGCAACACCACCAUCUCUGCAGCCCUCCUCACUGGCACCACCAGACACCCCAGAGGGCGAGACCGCCAUCGUGGGCCUUAUCCUCUCAGCGCUGGAGAGAGCCACCUCCUUCCUGAAGAAGAGGCUGCCUGAAAUCAACCAAGACGGCGUGGUGGGCUUCCGGGUGAUGGAAGUGCAGCUAAAAGGUGUUCAGGAAAAGCAGGCCCAGGACCCCCAGCUGCAGUGGCUGAGCCUGCAUGUGGGGAAGCUGGUGGAAAAGUUAGUGCCUCUCCUUCACAGAUCCAUCUUCUACCUCAAGCUGAGUGACCCCAACUACCUAAGAGAGUUCCAGCCAAUCAUCCAACCUGGGUUUUGGAAGCUUCCGCAUGCCUGGACCAGCACAGAUGCUUCCAUAGUCUACCCCAUGUUUGAACCACAGGACUCCUUCUCAGAGGAACGCAGUGACUCGUGUCUGGUGCAGCUGCUGGGAACAGGGACAGACAGCCAGCCCUGCAGGCUCUCAGACUUCUGCAGGACCCUCAUGACCAAGCCCGGCUGCUCAGGCUACUGCUUGUCCCACCAGUUGCUCUUCUUCCUCUUUGCCAGAAUGAAGGGAUGCACAGGGGGACUGUUCUGCCAGAGCCAGCACUACAUGAACCUCUUUUGUGCCAACAUGAUGGACCUGAACCGGAGAGCUGAGGCCAUCGGAUAUGCCUACCCGACCCGGGACAUCUUCAUGGAGAACAUCAUGUUCUGUGGAAUCGGUGGCUUCUUGGAUUUCUACAAUCUCCGGUAGCUGGAGGCCAUUCUCAACUGGCAGAAGCCACAGGAAGGAUACUUCAGGAGGCCUGCUGCUGAAGAUGAAGAAUUAUCAAAAGCCGUUCAACGCCAACAGCAUGUUUUGAGAAGAGUGAAGAGGCGAGAAAAACAAUUUACAGAUGGCUGUUCCUCCCACAAGACAGCCAUGGCUGUGGCAGCCCGGGGGGGCUUCCUCUACGUCCCGGCUAAAUACCCCCUAGCAAAUGGAGAGCUGUGGCAGUCCACACUGGUGCCACCCGCAGUCGCUGAGACAAAUGUUUCCACACCUGCCACUAGAAGAUGA